Messenger RNA from Nicotiana tabacum (common tobacco), 795 nucleotides. The record is from RefSeq and is a predicted model, not a curated record. Lineage: Eukaryota; Viridiplantae; Streptophyta; Magnoliopsida; Solanales; Solanaceae.
AUGAAAGAUAUGAGAGAGCUAAAAUACUUUGUAGGAAUUGAAUUUGCCAGAUCCAAUCAAGGAAUAACUAUGCAUCAGAUAAAAUAUGCUUUGGAACUAAUUUCAGAAGUUGGCUUAGCUGCAACCAAACCAGCAAUAACUCCGAUUGAUGUUAACAUCAAAUUAAUCUCUAAGAAGUAUGAUGACUUCAUUGGUAAGGCAGAAUGUUCAGAAGAAGAAGACAGAUUGGUUGAUCAAGCUUCCUAUCAAAGACUAAUAGGAAAACUACUAUAUUUAAUUGUAACUAGGCUAGACAUAGCAUUUGGAGUUCAAACUCUUAGCCAAUUCCUUCAACAACCCAAAAGAUCACACAUGAAAAUUGCUUUAAGAAUAGUAAAAUAUGUUAAAAGUCAGCCAGGGCAAGGGAUUGUGCUGUCAAGCACUCAUAACAAUACAAUCACUGCUUUUUGUGAUGCAGAUUGGGCUGCAUGCCCUUUGACUAGAAAAUCAGUUGCAGGGUUCUUAGUUAAAGUUGGCGACUCCUUAAUUUCAUGGAAGUCUAAGAAACAAACUACUGUAUCUCAAAGCUCUGCAGAAGCUGAAUACAGAAGCUUAGCAACAACAGUAGCUGAACUCAUUUGGCUAUAUGGUUUACUAACAGAAGUUGAUACAAAGAUCCAGUUACCUAUCAAUAUCUACAGUGUCAACAAAACAGCUAUACAAAUAGCUGCAAACCUAGUCUACCAUGAAAGAAUUAAGCACAUUGAAAUUGAUUGCUCAAUAUGGAAUUCAAAGUACAUGGCUUCUGGCUUAUAA